Ricinus communis (castor bean) is the source of this 2300-nucleotide messenger RNA. Its product is annotated as dol-P-Man:Man(7)GlcNAc(2)-PP-Dol alpha-1,6-mannosyltransferase. Bases 587 to 2020 code for a protein of 477 amino acids. Gene Ontology annotation, biological process: protein N-linked glycosylation. NCBI's taxonomy places the organism in Eukaryota, Viridiplantae, Streptophyta, Magnoliopsida, Malpighiales, Euphorbiaceae. The record is from RefSeq and is a predicted model, not a curated record. The transcript is spliced from 20 exons. Gene Ontology annotation, cellular component: endoplasmic reticulum membrane. Gene Ontology annotation, molecular function: alpha-1,6-mannosyltransferase activity.
AAGUAAGCUUGUUGAAAAUCGUAGUUUUGGGCAGUUCAAAAUACGGAUAACCCUUGAGGGCAUAAAGACAAAUCAAGCUCUCGAACAUUGUGACUCGACAUUUGGAAUUGGCAUAAGGUAGAUCUGACCAGUUCAGUAGCCAUUGGGGAAUGGCCACGUGGGUUGAGAAUCUGAAAGUGUCGCAACAGUUGACCAAAUUUGCCUGAACCGAUACGGAAAUGAACUUCAGAUCUGACAUUGUCUUACGGGCAAACUGGCUAAGCUUAAAGCUUGUAUAGACACGGGCCAGGCCUAUUUCGAAUAUCAAUUUUGGGCUACCACCCGGCCCAACGUUAAAUUAGCUGAAGAAAAAGCUCAACUCCCCGACACGCACGCACCCCCAUGCUUCUGGCUUCAGCUCAGGCUCGGCAACGUCUCGCUCUCUACAGCACACCCAGAAAUGGCUUCAAAGUCUUGCCAAUUUCUCCGGCUAUACGGACUGAAGUAAUCGUGUUUAGGCUACGACUUGCUGCUGGGAUCAAUCGCUGCGUUUUACGUCUUCACCGUACCAUACACCAAGGUUGAAGAAAGCUUCAAUAUUCAGGCAAUGCACGAUAUUCUUUACCAUAGGCAUCACUUGGAUAAAUAUGAUCACUUGGAGUUCCCUGGAGUUGUUCCUCGCACUUUUAUUGGAGCUUUCCUUGUUUCAAUUUUAGCCUCCCCAAUCGUAUUAGUUAUUAGCUUGUUGCACUUGCCCAAGAUUUAUGGACUUAUUGCAGUUCGUCUGGCAUUGGGCGGCAUCAAUUUAUCUACAUUACGGUUUUUUCGUGUUCAGGUUAGAGAUAAAUUUGGUCAUCAAGUAGAAGCUUUUUUUAUCAUAUUGACUGCAGUGCAGUUUCACUUGCUGUUCUAUUGCACACGUGCUCUUCCCAAUAUACUUGCUCUGGGUGUAGUUAACUUGGCCUAUGGAUAUUGGUUCAGAGGGAAUUUCUAUGCGGCAAUCAACUGUCUGAUUUUUGCAACAGUCGUCUUCAGAUGUGAUAUGCUGUUACUUCUGGGCCCUCUUGCUCUAGAGCUUUUGUUGACCAAGUCUAUUUCGUUCUGGGAAGCAACUAAAUACUGCUCUGGCAUUACACUUCUGUCCAUAGGUCUUACAAUAUUGGUUGAUUCAAUCAUGUGGGAGAAAAAAAUAUGGCCUGAAUUUGAAGUUUUUUGGUUCAACUCUGUUCUGAAUCGGAGUUCCGAAUGGGGUACACAUUCUUUUCAUUGGUACUUCACUUCAGCUCUCCCACGCUCGUUGCUUGCAGCAUAUCCUCUGUUUGUGCUUGGAGUUUUGCUUGACCGGAGGCUUCUAUUAUUUGUUCUUCCAGUUUUUUCCUUCAUUUUGCUUUACUCUAAGCUUCCACACAAGGUAUGCACACAAAAUAUUAUUUGGUCAAGCGUAAUUGUUAAAAUAUAUGUUAUCUUAAUUUGGAUGGUGCAGGAACUUCGAUUUAUCAUCAGCUCCAUUCCAAUGUUCAACUUAUCUGCUGCUGUUGCAGCAAACAGAAUCUAUAACAAUAGGAAAAAGACUGCAUGGAAAUUGCUCAAUUUCAUUAUGGUGGGAUUAUUUUUGGUCAGUCUAGGAUGCACUGCAAUAUCUUUCUUGGCAUCCUAUGACAAUUACCCCAGUGGUCGUGCAUUAAAAGAUCUACACUGGAUGGGCCAUCUUGGUAAUACGAAUGAAAAGUGGAUUCAUAUCGACACUUUUUCAGCCAUGAAUGGAAUAUCUCGGUUCUGUGAAAAUGAAUAUCCUUGGGGAUAUUCUAAAGAAGAAGGGAUUGCUCGAGAUGAAUUUCUUCAGAGGAAUUUUACAUACCUAAUCAGUGAGCACUCUGCUGUUGAUGGAUUCGAGUGUUUAUUUUCUGUAAACGGCUUCUCAAGUGCUCGCAUUCAACUUGGUUUUCCACCCAUCAUCCUGGUCAAAGAACCGAAGAUAUAUAUUCUUGGGAAUAUGGAAAUCAAGGAUAUCAUGCAACUAAAUUGGCCAGGGUGCCCUUGAAUAUCAGAGGGAGCUUGCUAUCUGAAAUGAGGAAGACAAGCUUUCCUGGUGAAGCUGAAAAGUAAAUGAGAACGCUAGCGUAGAUAGUUUCGGGGAAAUGCAAUCUCGCGAAAUGUUGACAGAUACUUCUUGAAGUUAAAAUACUUGUUUGUGAGCCCGAAAAUGCAUGAGAUUUGUAUUAUGUGGCUUAUUGUGGUUUUUGGAUCAUCAUGAUGAAUCUUUAUUUGACGGUGUGUUUAUUACUGGGAAUUGAUUUUUUAUGCAAACACUUUUUAAACCA